AUGGCGCUGUAUACUGAAAAAUGCACCCAGUGCUCAGAUGAUCAAUAUCCAACUGAGAACCGAAUCCAAUGUAUCCCCAAAAGAAUAACCUUCCUGUCCUAUGAAGAAACUCUCAGCAUCAUCCUGAUCUCCUUUGCCCUAAUCUUGUUCCUAACCACAGGUUUUGUUUUACUCAUAUUCCUUCAAUACCGAGAAACUCCCAUUGUCAAAGCCAACAACCGGGACCUCUCCUACAUCCUCCUGGUCUCCCUCCUGCUUUGCUUCUUAUCCUCCUUGUUCUUUAUUGGCCGACCAAGGAAAGUCUCCUGCCUUCUCCGACAAGCAGUCUUCAGCAUUGUCUUCUCAAUAGCUGUGUCUUCUGUGUUGGCCAAAACGAUCACAGUGGUAUUGGCCUUCCUGGCUUCAAAACCAGGAAACAGGAUGAGAAAGUGGUUGGGGAAGAGCUUGGGCAACUCCAUCAUCCUUUCUGGUUCUGGUGUCCAGGUUAUCAUCUGUGCCUUGUGGCUAGGAAUUUCUCCCCCAUUCCCUGACUCUGACCUCCACUCCCAGCCUGAGGUGAUCAUCCUUCAAUGCAAUGAAGGUUCCAUCACCAUGUUUUAUGUUGUCCUUGGCUAUAUGUGUUUCCUAGCCACCAUUUGCUUCACUGUAGCCUUUUUGGCAAGGAACCUGCCUGGGGACCUGUCUAAUUUCCUGAAUCCUUUUGAUUUCCACGGCUUCCCUCUUUUGUCCACUUUUGCUGAAGAGACUCAAAUCCAGAGAUGGGGCAAGGAAAACACCUGA
Molecule: messenger RNA, 780 nt
Organism: Pantherophis guttatus
Lineage: Eukaryota; Metazoa; Chordata; Lepidosauria; Squamata; Colubridae
Source: RefSeq, a predicted model, not a curated record